Messenger RNA from Mucor mucedo, 1404 nucleotides. RefSeq lists its product as uncharacterized. The record is from RefSeq and is a predicted model, not a curated record. Lineage: Eukaryota; Fungi; Mucoromycota; Mucoromycetes; Mucorales; Mucoraceae. The coding region runs from base 73 to 1404 and encodes 443 amino acids. Gene Ontology annotation, molecular function: protein binding. The transcript has 2 exons.
AAUCGGUGAUUAAUACGCGUGUGCAAUCAACCUGUAUUUUUAUUUUCUUCUUUUUUACUAUUUAACAACAUAAUGACACUCAUCAACAGAUUAAGCGAUGAUUGCCUGGAGCUCAUAUUUAUAGCGUGUGAUGGGUGUCCUUGGACAUUAUGUACAUUAUCUCAAGUGUGUCGUCAAUGGUACGCCAUCUCGCACCGACCUUCUGUUUGGCGAAAGCUUGUGAUAGAUAAACCGAAUUUUCAUGCAGCCUACACACGACUUUUAUCCUCUUCGCUUGUCCAAGCGGUCCGGUCCCUUUAUUUAUCCAAACCGAUCGAGAGUCGUCAUGCCCAUUUAAGACCAUUGCCGUUUCAACACCUGACUCAGAUUGAACACUUACAUACCUCGAAUCUCUGUCUGGCAGAAAUCGACCACGUAUCGCAGCAGCUUGUAACUAAAUCAGAUAAACUAGGUUGGCUUGUGUGCACAGAGAUCGAGACUUGGUGUGACUCUAGACGAUUUAGCGCGGAUUUGAUACAGAAACACACAUGUUUGGAACGUGUCCAAUUUGAAUUUAAAGAAGAUGGGCAUUCAGGGUUCGCACCCAUACAUACUGUAAGCAAAUUAAAUGGUGAAUUGACACUAGUCAAGUCAUUCAGGUUGACAAGUAUACGUGAUGAGGAAUUGUUCGAUCAACGCAAUAUACUAACGAUUCUGGAGGAUACCGAAGAAACACGCGACGAACUUUAUUAUCUCGCAGAUAUCGAGAGAUAUGAUCAGGGGAUUCAAAUCCUACUACAGUCAUGGGAUAAUAUUAGUUAUGAAUUGAAUCACAAGUACGAGUUUAUGAAAAGUUUACGACAUUUGGAAAGACUUCAUUUUGGGUUUUGCUUUGCAUGGACACCACUUGUUUGGAGGGAGACUUUUGGCACUGUGAUGCAACAUAAUGCAGGACUUUCACAUUUGAGUUUGCAUGGAUGGGAUCAGUUGGGAAAAUUAUCAAAGGUGGGUCAUCGAUGCUCUGUGUUACAACCAGUGCGAGCAGAUGCAGAAGCAGCUAUAUCUGAAUGCUUUGCCAUGAUGUCACAGUUGGAACAAUUACAGCUUGUGGAUUUCAGUAUAGGACCUGGAUUGUUGGGUGAGCAUAUGCCAAAAUCAAUUCAAUAUUUGGAGAUUGAAUAUACAAGGGCUUUUCCUAGUCAUUUCACAGAGCCAUCAGAUAUUUGGUUAUUGGUAGGGCCCAUUAAAGACUUUGUAGCUGUGGUAUUUUCAAAUGCUUGUGACAAGACAAGAAAACUAGUGAUCCGGCUUGAUCCCAGUUUGGCUGCUGAAGUUGAAAUAAAUCCAUUUUUUAAAGAAGAGCCAUUUCUAGAGUCGAUUCAAAACGAACUAAAAGAUAAAAAUGUUGAAAUUAUUAUUUCAUAA